Messenger RNA from Aspergillus pseudotamarii, 1686 nucleotides. RefSeq names its product putative MFS transporter. The record is from RefSeq and is a predicted model, not a curated record. The coding region runs from base 46 to 1518 and encodes 490 amino acids. Gene Ontology annotation, molecular function: transmembrane transporter activity. Gene Ontology annotation, biological process: transmembrane transport. Lineage: Eukaryota; Fungi; Ascomycota; Eurotiomycetes; Eurotiales; Aspergillaceae. The transcript is spliced from 4 exons.
UUUCAACCUCCCAGGAUACUUACCCACUACCCGUCUUCUUGCACCAUGGCGAAUAAUGCAUCCUCAUCAGAAAAGUAUCCAGAAACUGCUGGACCGGCAAAUAUCGUCCCAUUGAUCCCUCCCACCGACCCGAAUUUGGUGACCUGGGACGGACCAGAUGAUCGUCAGAACCCUAAAAACUGGCCCGCUAGAAAGAAAUGGAUGGUGUUUGUUCCAAUGUCACUGUAUAACCUGUUGAGCUCUAUGUCAUCGGCUACAGUUGCUCCAGCCUUGAGCACUAUUGGCGAAGAUCUCGGGUUUCCUUCUAACACACUGCUUAUCCUGAGUCUAUCCAUCUUCUUUCUUGGCAGUGCGAUCGUGCCACUGUUUACGGCACCUGUCUCAGAGAUGAUCGGAAGAGUACCAGUUCUACUCACGAUGAAUGUAGUUUAUAUCGUGUUCAAUACAGCAUGCGGUGCUGCCAAAUCGCCGACUCAGUUAAUUCUCUUCCGCUUCCUUGCCGGCUUGGGCGCCGCCGGUCCAUAUGGCAUCGGAAGCGGCAUGAACAGCGACCUCUUUGAGGCCCACGAACGUGGCAAAGCCAUAGCAGUAUUCACACUGGCACCUCUAAUUGGAACAGCCAUCGGCCCCAUCACAGGCGGCUUUGUCGUCCAAUACGUGUCAUGGCGAUGGUGCUUCUACGUGAUCUCUAUCGCCAUAGCCGCCAUCCAAAUCGUCGGACUCAUCCUCCUCCGCGAGACCUACGGCCCCGUCCUCCUGAAACGCAAAGCCGCCCGGUUGCGCAAAUCCACUCAAAACCCCGAUCUUCACACUGAGCACGAUCGCGCCUCCACACACCUCACAACCAACCUCAUCCGCCCGUUCCGUCUACUGACUACACAGCCCAUCAUCCAAGUCCUCAGUCUCUAUCUCGCAUACCUAAAUGGAAUCCUCUACCUCAUGGUCGCUACCUUCCCGGACGUCUGGACAGGUAUCUACCACGAGUCCGUAUCCAUCGGCUCCCUCAAUUACCUCUCCAUGACGGUAGGACUAACCAUCGCAACACAAUUUGGCGUCCGCUUCGCAGAUAAAAUCUACCAGCGUCUCCGAGCAAAGAAUAAUGGACAACCAAAACCCGAAUUCCGUCUCCCAAUGCUGUGCGCGGUGGCAGUCGUCGUCCCAAUCGGUCUAUUCUGGUAUGGGUGGAGUGCGAGAACGAGUAUUCAUUGGAUUAUGCCAAACAUCGGCGCAGCAAUCUACUCCGGCGCCACCGUCGUACAGCUCGUCUGCGUUCAGGGCUACCUGAUCGAUGCGUAUCAGGUAUACGCGGCAAGCGCAAUGGCGAGUGUUAUGGUACUCAGGAAUUUACUGGGGUUUGGGUUGCCGCUUGUUGCACCUAGCUUAUAUGGCAAUCUUGGCUUUGCAUGGGGAAAUACGCUUCUCGCGUGCGUUGCUGUUGUGAUUGGGAUUCCGGCGCCGUUGUUACUGUGGUAUUAUGGGGAGGAGCUGAGGGGGCUGAGUACUUAUGCGAAGCGUUAAGGUUAGGUCGGGAUUGUUGUGGAUAUAGUAGUCCUUUUUUUCGCAUCAGGGAAUAUCGUGCUCGUUUGAUAGAUGUAGAUGAGGGGGGUCAUUUAUGGUCUCGGGUGCUCUUCAGGUUCAUCUGGGUUUAUUCUGGAUAGAAGGGAUUUUUGGAGAUAUCAAGUGGUU